AUGGAGGCGACAAAGGGGCUGCUGUCUAGCGUCGACGCAGUCUCGCUCAUCCUCCUUGCCGUAACCCUCGUCGCCUUCCUCAUCCCCAUCUUCAUCCUCUUCCCGCCUGUCCCCGUGGACCGCAGCGAUGUCCUCAACCAGACCCACUCCCGGGUCGGCGUGGCUCCGGGUGGCAGUAACCUCCGCCGCCAGUUCUCCGAGGAACACCGGGCCCGGGAGGGGCGUCCGCCGCGGGUUCAGGGCUUGUACAUCUACCCCGUCAAGUCAUGCCGCGGAAUUGAGCUUGAGAGGAGCAAGGUACUACCUACGGGCUUGGAGCAUGAUAGACUGUACACGUUUGCGUACCUGAAGCCUCCCCGGGCUGGCAAGGAGGACAGUCCUUUCUGGGAGUUUGUGACUCUUCGACAGCUGCCCCUGCUCGCCAACGUCAAAGUCGACCUCUGGGUCCCUGACCCGAAGAAGGCGAGCCGCCAGCUGGGAACGGUAGACGGCGCCUUUCUGGUUGUGAGAUUCCCCUGGAUGGACGGAGGGCUGCGCGGCUUGAUGCAGCAGGCCUCGGCCAAGCUCAGUCACGGGUUCCAGGCCGUGCCUGAGAAGGAAUUCCUGCUGCCCAUCUCGUUCCCGGACACCGAGGAGAUCAAGGCCCGGGGCUACACGUUUGCCAAUGUCAAGAUCUGGAACGAGGUCACCACGGCUCUCAACAUGGACAAGGAGCUUCCCGCCGAGCUGGCUCAGUAUCUGGGAGCAAAGCACCAACUGGGCAUCUUCAGGAUGGACCCUUCACAGCAGAGGGAGGUGUUUCGCUGUGCCCAGCCUAAGGAAGCCCUGGGCUACCAACCCGUUGUCGACUUUCACGAUGCUGUAAUCCAGUACCCCCUCCACAUGCUUAGCCUGAGCAGCAUGCAAGCGCUAGACAAGAACGUUGUCAAGGACGAGACCAUGAAGCAGCUCGACGCCCGACGGUUCCGGUCAAACAUUAUCAUCGCCGGAAACGAAGAGUAUGACGAAGACAACUGGAAGGUUAUUCACCUCAAGCACGCCACCACCGGCCAAGAGUGCCACUUUGACGUGGCCUGUCGAACUGUCCGAUGCAAAUUGCCCAACGUCGAUCCCGAUACCGGCAUCCGGCACAAGGCUGAGCCGGAUCGGGCAUUGAGGAAGUUUCGUGACGUCGAUGAGGGAGCUCCCAAGAUGGGAUGCAUGGGGAUGCAGAUGUGCCCCAUGUUUCCCGGCGCUGCAAAGCCUGAGCAGUUUCAAUCAUUCAUCGAGGUGGGCAUGGAUAUCGACGUUGUUCAGCGUGGUCACCACGUGUACAUUUGCCAAUAG
Molecule: messenger RNA, 1326 nt
Organism: Fusarium vanettenii 77-13-4
Lineage: Eukaryota; Fungi; Ascomycota; Sordariomycetes; Hypocreales; Nectriaceae
Exons: 4
Coding region: 1-1326 (441 amino acids)
Molecular function (GO): molybdenum ion binding; catalytic activity; pyridoxal phosphate binding
Source: RefSeq, a predicted model, not a curated record